UUCUCUACCAAACCCUACGAAAGAAAGGCUUUCUCUCAACAUUUCUUCCCUUUCUUCCUUUCUCAAUCUCAUCAAUUUCUUCCCUCUCUUCUCUGAUUAGUUGUCGUCCCCACCAUCACAGCCAUCUCUCAUACCCAGCUUGUGCUCGUUCGUCGUCGUAUUUCUUGUAUCAUUUAAAAAAUCUUCAUUCUCUCACUUUGCAUCUAACCAUUAGGAUGUGGCGCAAAAUUUCCUGUUCAAUGGCAUCGACGAGCUUGAAAGCAAAAGGUUUCUGAAUUACUUUCCGGAGUUUCGCUGCGAACAUGGUACAAUCAACACGAAACGUAGUAUGGCAGGAAAGUCUUACGAACAUCGACCUUGGGAUGAAAGAGGUGAAUUUAUUGGAGAUACUAUCAAAAGUUGAUGUGAUUAAGGGGGUUUCCCAUGUACAAAGUAGAAGAAUGGGCAGUAAACUGAAGUUUGAACUUGAGAGAUUUCUCAAUUUUGAUUUGUGUUCUUCUCCCUAUACUCAAACAAAUAAACACAAAGAAGGACGCUGAGCUAGAAACAGAGGCCAUGGUUCUGCUGUGACUUCAGUUUUCUGUUGUGUUGGCGCACUUGCUAUAAUGGGUUCUCUACAACAUAUUGACAAGGAUCUCCUUGUCUAGUGAUUAUGUGAGCGGCAAGUCAAAUCUGGAGGUCCUAGUGGUCGACCCGAGAAACUUCUUGAAUGUGGGUUCGAACUCCUAUUACAUACUCUAACCAAUUCUUGGCUUGGAAGUUAUUCAUACUCUCCCACUCACCAACUUCAUUGUGUUGCUUCAGUUUUGCUACUCACGGACACAGAAAAUGAUGGUAUUUCAGACAGAUCGGAUGGUGCUGUUGAUGUCUACCACACGUGCUUGAACAGAAUUUUCUUGAGCAAAAAAAUAGUAUCCUCCAACGCUAUCGAUUGAAUUAAAUUAUUAUUCUUUCAGAGAUUAGACGAUGCAUGUCAUGGAGGGAUUUUAAGGAGUACAUUGAUUUGAACACCAACUUUGUAAUUGUUUCACCUUGUUUUUCUUUGUAGAUGUCUGUUUCAUUUUAAAUUUAGUGAAUGGCAAUACUUUUAUGAAGCCUGACAAUAUCACAGGGAUACUUGCUGUAGCUUACUAUAGAAUGAGUCAUUUUAUAUGUAGCAGUUGAACAUAAAGUUCCUUUACAAUAAGAAAUGAAAACGGGAAGACUUGUGUGGUCUAUGAAAUCUUCCUUUAGGUGUUAAUCGGGAUUUUGCCACCUGCUCCUUACAAAAAGAAGUAUCAUGUCCAAAAAUAGACUAAAGUUCCUAGUGUUAGUUCCUAAUAGACUUGCCUCUGAUUUUCUAGACAAGUAUAUAUUUCUGGCUGUUGGAAGAGUGGGUUCGAGCACUGAUCUAAUUGCUCAAAGAGUUGAGUAUGUUCAUGAACCUCACAAGAGAAGUCAUUUAUUGGACCUUCUUCACGCACAGAGGGCAAAUGGUGUGCAGGGCAAGCAAUCUCUUACUCUGGUUUUUGUGGAGACAAAGAAGGGAGCUGAUGCUCUUGAACAUUGGUUAUGCCUCAAUGGUUUUCCUGCCACUACCAUUCAUGGUGAUAGAACACAACAGGGAGCUAUCACUAAACAAAUGACUACAAUAGAAGAAAUGGUUGCAAGUGAGUACAAUUAGCCAGACCCUCAUCUUUAUGACAAGAUCUUGAAGAUGGUCAUUUGUGAAGCGUUCUAGUUUGCUAUUAGUUUCAGUUUUAGUUAUUGCUCUCUCAAUAUAUUCUUUUUCUUUCUUUCUUUCUUUCUUUUUUCCAAAGGAUGAUUAGUGUAUAAUAAUUAAGAUUCAUAAUUUCUUUGUCUU
Cucumis melo (muskmelon) is the source of this 1843-nucleotide messenger RNA. Its product is annotated as DEAD-box ATP-dependent RNA helicase 52-like. The record is from RefSeq and is a predicted model, not a curated record. The coding region runs from base 1280 to 1663 and encodes 127 amino acids. NCBI's taxonomy places the organism in Eukaryota, Viridiplantae, Streptophyta, Magnoliopsida, Cucurbitales, Cucurbitaceae. Gene Ontology annotation, cellular component: nucleus. Gene Ontology annotation, molecular function: RNA binding; RNA helicase activity. The transcript is spliced from 7 exons.